This is a messenger RNA of Aspergillus mulundensis, 816 nucleotides long. Its product is annotated as putative short chain dehydrogenase/reductase. Gene Ontology annotation, cellular component: cytoplasm. NCBI's taxonomy places the organism in Eukaryota, Fungi, Ascomycota, Eurotiomycetes, Eurotiales, Aspergillaceae. The record is from RefSeq and is a predicted model, not a curated record. The coding region runs from base 1 to 816 and encodes 271 amino acids. The transcript is spliced from 4 exons. Gene Ontology annotation, molecular function: oxidoreductase activity, acting on the CH-OH group of donors, NAD or NADP as acceptor.
AUGUCUCCCAAGCGAAGCAUCAUCGUAACCGGCGGCGCCUCAGGUAUUGGCCUAGGGAUCACACGCCAAUUCGCCCCGCAGCCAAACACCCACAUCACAAUCUUCGACAUCAACGCCACAACAGGCGCGACCGUGCUCGAGCAGCUGCGCUCCGAGUUCCCCUCAUCCAGCUUCAGCUUUGAGCGCGUCGACGUGUCCAGCUGGGAGAGUCAAGCUGCGGCUUUCGAGAACGUUAUCGCGCAUCAAGGUCGUGUGGACGUUGUAUUUGCGAAUGCGGGGAUCACGGAGAGGGGGUCCCUCCUGCCGGAGAAGGAUGGGAAGCUGACGAAGCCGGAGCUUGCGACGAUUGAUGUCAACUUCGUGGGUGUUUUGUAUAGCGUCAAACUUGCGCUCCAUUAUAUCUCCAAGAACGAAGCCGUCCAUGGCUCAAAGGGGAGCGUUAUCUGCACUGCCUCGAAUGCAGGCUUAUAUCCCUUCCCCAUGGCGCCGUUAUACUCGGCCACGAAGCACGCUGUUGUCGGACUGGUAAGAUCACUUGCGAGGCCGCUGGAGAGGGAGCAGAUCCAGAUCAACGGGUUCGCGCCGGCAGUUAUUGAAACAAACAUUGCACCGAGCUCAGAUUUGUUCAAGACGAUGAUUCUGACUCCCAUGUCGACCGCUCAACGGGCUGCUGAGCAGUUUGUGAGUGACCCUUCGCUUACGGGCAAGAUUGCGGAGUUACACGGCGAGCAUGUGACCUUUGCCGAGCCCCCUGCGUAUGUGGACGAGGACACGGGCAAGAAUAUCGAGAACUUCUGGUCUCUUGGGUAUGCCUAG